Messenger RNA from Sclerotinia sclerotiorum 1980 UF-70, 258 nucleotides. RefSeq lists its product with no specific name. The transcript is spliced from 3 exons. The record is from RefSeq and is a predicted model, not a curated record. Bases 1 to 258 code for a protein of 85 amino acids. Lineage: Eukaryota; Fungi; Ascomycota; Leotiomycetes; Helotiales; Sclerotiniaceae.
AUGCCACAAUCUCCUCAGAUCAUGAGUUCUUCUUCAACGUACUGCAUGCACUUCGCCUUGAGGAGAUGUCAGGAAUGUUUAGAUGAUGCCAUAUUAGUUGGUAGAAAUCCUGCAUUGAUAGCGGUGGAUGAAGCUAGGGUAUCGUAUGAAGGUGGAAAUGUGAUUGUCAUCCAUAAAAGAGGGGUCAAUUUCCAAUCCCAGUCUAAAUGGGAGUUUCUGCAUCUGCUGCAAAACCACCGUUCAGCCACUACUGAUUGA